Molecule: messenger RNA, 578 nt
Organism: Fusarium redolens
Lineage: Eukaryota; Fungi; Ascomycota; Sordariomycetes; Hypocreales; Nectriaceae
Exons: 2
Source: RefSeq, a predicted model, not a curated record
CAACAAUUUGCUAAUCUUGUUCAUUCCACUCUCUUGAGCAAUACGGGCGCAUCACGUUCCGCUUUGGUAGGUGGUGCUCCCUCGCUCCAUCCGCGCAUCUCUUUGGAGGGUCAAGCCUACCCUAAACUUUCCGUUUCGUUUAUAUCACAAUGCUGUCGCAAAGUUCACCACCAUCGAUUCAAAGGGCAUGCCUGUCUCCUAUGAUACUGGUAUCAUGAUUGGCGACUCUGGAGAAAGCUAUAUCUACGUUGAGCCCGAAGUCGGCGAUUCCAAGCGAGAUAUGAGCACUGCAACACUCUGGCUCACUGGGAAUUGGAACGCAAUCACACUUGAUGGGUCACCGGAUGAAGACUUCGAGAGAAUGUCGCGAGAAACCGCUGUCAAACUUAAGGGCGCAUUGGAUAAGUUGAAGGAUAGCUAGCUAGACAGGCUAUGAGACAGCCUCACUCGAGCCGACGCCCUCUCAUCUAUUUACUUGCUCUUCAUGUAGAUCCCAAUCGACAUAUAAAUCAUCUCGCUCUUCCUUUUUAUACAGAUAAUGAUUUCCUUUCUUCAACUUUCUCCUCCCUGUUUCAAGC